This is a messenger RNA of Argentina anserina (silverweed cinquefoil), 838 nucleotides long. RefSeq lists its product as uncharacterized. Lineage: Eukaryota; Viridiplantae; Streptophyta; Magnoliopsida; Rosales; Rosaceae. Bases 143 to 562 code for a protein of 139 amino acids. The record is from RefSeq and is a predicted model, not a curated record. The transcript has 4 exons.
UUUCAGGCCAAAAUUUCUAGAAAAACACACAACACCAUUAUAUAGAGAACUGCCUACCUCUUCCUUCUUUUCGCUACAAAACCCAAAACCCAGCUACGUGCGGAGAGAAACAUCGGGCAUCUUCACUUGUCUGGAGGGUUCAAUGAGCUCCAUCACGACUGACACCAAGAAGGAGCAAAAGGGUCCUCCUCAAAUUGUCAAAUUGAAUAAAGCUUUGGCUUUGGCCGAAAAGUGGGUUAGUAACAUGAGUAAACUACCGGCAGAAGAUGAGUCUUUUGAGACACAGAAUCGACCUGCUAGGCUUGGUCUAGGUGCUAAAGUCUCCCGUACAUCCACAUUUGUGCCUUCAGAUGAUCCCCUUGAAAGAAAGCUAUAUUACAAGUUGAAUGCUCAAAAGAAGAAAGCUUCCAAAAUCGCAGAGGAGUUAGCACCAGCUGCUGCAGAUGGUGAUGAUGAUGAUGAUGAAGAUAAUGAAGACAGCAGAACCAGGGCGUUCGGGAAGAAAAAGAGAGCGGCUAAUCAACUGACCCCACCUUUAGGGAAAAAGAAAAGGAGAAAGUGAGUAUCUUAACCAUCUCAUUCUGUUGAAAGCUUUGGUCCUGUUCUUGUUGUAGCUGAUACAAUUUUGUAGUAGUCUUGAAUCACUUGAUGAUUCUGUUAAUGAAACAUAUUCACGAGAAAUUUUAACUUUGUGAGGUAAGGAUGGUGAGGCAAAUGAUAUGCAUUCCUCAUCAGCUAAUUCCAGGGAACUCGUCGGUCCUUUUUUCGUGCUCUGGGAUGCUAAUUAUGUUUUUAUCGCGUUAGAAUUCCUGAUCAAUAAUACUUAUUUGCUGUGAUU